Molecule: messenger RNA, 3376 nt
Organism: Clarias gariepinus (North African catfish)
Lineage: Eukaryota; Metazoa; Chordata; Actinopteri; Siluriformes; Clariidae
Gene: galnt16
Product: UDP-N-acetyl-alpha-D-galactosamine:polypeptide N-acetylgalactosaminyltransferase 16
Exons: 15
Coding region: 142-1854 (570 amino acids)
Cellular component (GO): Golgi apparatus
Source: RefSeq, a predicted model, not a curated record
CUGGGAAGCUGUGUGCUGCGCGAGGCAUCUCCGCACUCGAGUCCUUAGAAUAAUAAGGAGACGCGCUUGACCGGGGACGGAGCCGACACGCACCGGGACGUGCUGAAGCUCCGUAAGCCCUGCUCCUUAUGGACACUCAUCAUGCGCAGGAUUAGGGCCAACGCCAUCGCCAUCCUGACCGUCGCGUGGAUCCUGGGCACCUUUUAUUACCUGUGGCAGGACAACAAGCCGCGCGCGAGCCCUUCUUCAGCGUCUCAGGCGCGCGCCGUGGGCGUCAAAAGCCGCGGGCCAAAACCCGCCGUCUCGGGGAGAGUGGACAUCCGGCGAGAGGACAGGACUCUUCCUCUUAUAGUGACCCAUCCUCCCCGAGCCGAACAUCACGCUCAGCUGUUGGGCGGCUUUGAUGAGAAAGCCUAUUUAUCCAGUAAACAGCUGAAAGCAGGGGAGGAUCCGUACAGAGAGCAUGCUUUCAAUCUGCAGGAGAGCGACAGACUGGGAAGUGAAAGAGCCAUCAGAGACACACGACACUACAGAUGUGCCUCAGUGACAUUUGACCCUGACCUGCCCUCCACCAGCAUCAUCAUCACCUUCCACAAUGAAGCUCGCUCCACCCUAUUGCGCACCGUUAAAAGUGUAUUAAUGAGAAGUCCACCCCAUCUGAUACAAGAAAUUAUUCUUGUAGAUGACUUCAGCUCUGACCCUGAGGAUUGCCAGCUGCUCUCGCAAAUUCCCAAAGUGCGCUGUCUGAGAAAUGAGCGACGAGAGGGUUUAAUCAGGUCACGGGUGAGGGGAGCCGGCGCUGCGUCAGCUUCUAUCCUUACCUUCCUGGACAGCCACUGUGAGGUGAACACAGACUGGCUCCAGCCAAUGAUCCAGAGAGUCAAAGAGGAUCAUACUCGGGUUGUCAGCCCCAUCAUUGAUGUGAUCAGCCUGGACAACUUUGCUUACCUGGCAGCGUCCGCUGACCUUAGAGGAGGGUUUGACUGGAGCUUGCAUUUUAAAUGGGAACAGAUUCCUAUUGAGCAGAAAAUGGCACGAACUGAUCCAACCCAGCCAAUCAGGACUCCAGUGAUUGCUGGUGGAAUUUUUGUUAUGGACAAGAGUUGGUUCAAUCACCUGGGCCAGUAUGACACUCACAUGGAUAUCUGGGGUGGUGAAAACUUUGAGCUGUCGUUCCGGGUAUGGAUGUGUGGAGGCAGUCUGGAGAUUUUACCCUGCAGUCGCGUAGGGCACGUUUUCAGGAAACGCCACCCUUACGACUUCCCAGAAGGCAAUGCUCUCACCUAUAUAAAGAAUACACGGCGAGCUGCGGAAGUGUGGAUGGAUGACUAUAAGCAGUAUUAUUAUUCUGCAAGACCAUCUGCUCAGGGAAAGGCCUUUGGGAGUAUCGCUGAUCGACUGGAUCUGAGGAGGAAGCUGAGCUGUAAAUCUUUCCACUGGUAUCUGGAAAAUGUGUAUCCUGAGCUCAAGAUUCCGGAGCAGAAGGGCACAUAUAGUCUGCUGAAACAGAGUGGACUCUGCCUAGAAAGCUACAACAGAGACAGUCUGGGUCUGGCUGAGUGCAAGAGCGGCUCAAGUAUACCUGCCUCACAGAAAUGGAUGCUGGUUGAGCCACAGAUCCGCCAACACGACCUGUGUUUGACUAUCACAGCGUACUCCCCUGGGUCAAAGGUCAGACUGGAGCCCUGCAGCCCUAAAGAGUCCAGACAGAGAUGGAAGCCUAGAGGUCCUGCACUGCAGCACUUGGUCAGCGGUUUGUGUUUGGACAGCCAGCCCCCAGCCGGCCCCCCAGUUAUCGUGCAGUGCCGCCCACAGAUGGCCAGCCAAUCCUGGGAGCCUCAGCUGGUCACCUGACUUUGAGCCGGCAGGGAAAAGGCGAGCGAGAGGGAAGGAUUUUUAGGAAGGUCAUCGAAGCUUGCUGUGCUUUAGAGCCAAGAGGAACAUGUCUGCACGCUGAUUAAUUUAAAGGUGCUGCUUUGAGACGAGUAAACCAUGGCUGCGUCUAAAAACCAUUUCAGCACCUUUACAUCCUUUUCAGUCUCAAAUAGAGAAUUUCAUCUUUGCAGGCUUCUUCUAUUUAGUCAUAUUUGGACCUGGUUGAGGUUUACAACUUACUCAGAUUGUCUGUGGCUUACAGGAGAAGGUUGUAAAAUUAUUUUUCCUAAUGUUUUGCUUAAGUACUCAAAGGGAAAGACUAGUUAUGUAUAUUUAUGCCUUUUACUGCCUUUGAGAACAGCCACUGAGCCCCCGCCUGUACAAUAUCAUUGCCUCAUGUAGGUGAUUUCCUAAAGCUCAUUAUUAAAGUCAGUGUUUCUCCUAAAGCAGCAUUAUUAAAUGUUUAUACAUUUUGAUCAGUUGACGCCUAAAUGAAAUUCUUAAAAUAUAAUGCAUCUAGUGUACAUGCUUUAAAAAGACGUUGUCGAUUUUCUUUGUUUAUUUUUCUUUCUCUUUUUAAUUUAAGAUCUGUGCUUAAGCAGUUUUUGCAAAACAAGCUUCACCGACUUUGCCUGGUCCAGCAGGUUGUAGCGUAGCAUUGAUGCUUUGCGAUCUUUGAUCUAUGGUCAGUGACAUUGUUUGGAUUCCUGAUCUCUAAAUUGCAGAACAUAACAAAGGAAAGCAAGCUCUGCAGAGUUGAAACAUCUGAGAGUUGACAUGUGAAUGUAGCAGAAUUUGAAAGUAAUGAUUUGUAUAAAUCCAGGCUAACCAAUUCGUUUAGUUUAAUGUUAGAUAACUCACAAGUUCUUAAAACCUAUUUACAGUUCUGCAUGCUACUGUGAAGCACCACAAAAAGACAUGUGUGAUGUCACAUCCAAAGACCCUGUUUUUGUUUGUUUGUAUGUUUGUUUGACAUUUUUGUAAAUAUUUAAACUUGUUUUUUGCAAUCAUGAACAACAUGAGCAUUGUUGUGAGUUGAAAAAAAUAAAGUCUUUAGCCCAGAAAAAUCAUCUUUAUUUAUGCUGUAAAGGAUCAGCAAGUACUAGUAUUAUUAUUGUUAUUAUUGUUAUUAUUAUUAUAUGUAAUAAUGCAUAAUCUUCAGCCAUAAUCUGACUUAGUUAGGUAAAACAUGGCUUUCUUUUUUAUUUUAUUUAGUAUGUUAUACUAGAUAGAACCUGGAGACCUUGGUUACUUAUGAGGUUAUUGGUAUCUUUUAUAAUUAUUACAUUUGCAUUUUGCCUUAAUGUGCUCUCUAAUUGAUUUGUUUCAGUGCAGUUUCGUAUUUGACCACUAGGUGGAAAGCUAUCAUCAAAAAUAGAAGACUGAUUUAACUUUUAACUGAGCUCAAACAUCAAAGUCACAUCAGCAGAUUCACAUUCCAUGCUGCAACAUUUUAAGACGUAUAAGAAAUACUUCGGAAUGUUUUGUCGAAAGUGCAUUC